Messenger RNA from Capsicum annuum, 2327 nucleotides. Its product is annotated as ankyrin repeat-containing protein At5g02620. Gene Ontology annotation, molecular function: protein phosphatase 1 binding; protein phosphatase regulator activity. The transcript has 3 exons. Lineage: Eukaryota; Viridiplantae; Streptophyta; Magnoliopsida; Solanales; Solanaceae. Gene Ontology annotation, cellular component: plasma membrane. The record is from RefSeq and is a predicted model, not a curated record. The coding region runs from base 322 to 1950 and encodes 542 amino acids.
AUAAAAAUAAUUAACAUUCUUUUUAUAGCACUGACUUUCUUGGUCUACCACUUAGUAUCCGAUAUCACAUUGGAAUCUGACUAAUUCAAAUUCUCGCAUGUGAAUUCCCAUGUCGUAGCAAACCACUCUCCGAAAAAUUGAAUUGCAUACACAUGAUUUUCAAACUCGACAUAUUUGAUUAAAGAAGAAAAAGUAAUUAUUGCCCCCAUCACAUCCUUGGUUGGUUAGAGCACUUAUAUCACAUGUUGACUUCAAAGACUUUGAUAACCAUAAAAGGUGAACCUUUAUAAAGAACUAUUGAAAAUUUCAGCUGAAAAUAAGAUGGAUUCCUUUAAUGGUCAGCAGCAAAAUGUUCCUAUGAAAAAGAUGACUAAACAGUUAACAGGAAAAAGAGGAGACACACAAAUCCAUUCAGUUGUACGAAGUGGGACCCUUGAAUUGGCUUUAGAGAUUAUUACUAGUUGUGGUGAAGGAGAAUUGGUUGAAUUAUUAUCUAAACAGAAUCAAUCUGGUGAAACUGCACUUUAUGUUGCUGCUGAAUCUGGUGAUUUAGUUAUAGUGAAAGAGUUGAUUAAGUACUAUGAUAUUGGUUUAGCUAGUAUUAAGGCUAGAAAUGGAUAUGAUGCAUUUCAUGUUGCUGCUAAACAGGGUGAUCUUGAAAUGGUGAGGGUACUGUUGGAGGCAUUUCCUCAGUUGUCAGUUACAUUCGAUCAGUCGAAUUCGACAGCAUUGCACACUGCAGCAGCACAAGGCCAUAUUGAGGUUGUCAAUUUCCUCUUGGAGACUAAUAGCAGUUUAGCCACCAUACCAAAGAACAAUGGGAAGACUGCGCUUCAUUCGUCAGCAAGAAAUGGACAUGUUGCGGUUGUGAAGGCACUUUUAAGCAAAGAAGAAGGGAUUUUGAACUGGAGAGAUAAAAAGGGACAAACUGCUCUUCAUAUGGCAGUCAAAGGCCAACGUGUUGAUGUGGUUAAUGAGCUUAUUCAAUCGGAUCCUGCUUUGGGUGCAAUUAUUGAUGGAAAGGGUAAUACUGCUUUGCAUAUUGCAACACGGAAAGGCCGCAUAGAGAUCGUUCAAGCACUCGUAAAGGACAAAAGAAUGAAGUGGGAUGCCAUCAAUAAAUCUGGUGAGACUGCUCUUGACACUGCUGAGAAAGCACGCAAUUCAGAGAUAGCUGCGAUUCUAAAGGAGCAUGGCAUCCAGACAGCAAAGAAUAUGAAGCUAGCAUCGCCUACACGUUCAGCCAAAGAACUGAAACAAACUGUUAGUGACAUAAAACACGAUGUUCACAAUCAGCUCGAGCACACUUUCCAAACACAAAAAAGAGUGAAGAACAUAGCGAAGCGUCUGAACAAAAUGCACUGGGAAGGGCUCAACAACGCAAUAAACUCUACCACGGUCGUUGCAGUUCUUAUUGCUACAGUUGCUUUUGCUGCCAUAUUUAAUCUACCAGGCCAAUAUACCGAUAACCCUAAGGAUGUUCCUCCAGGAUACUCAAUAGGAGAAGGAAAGAUAGCUCCUCAGCCCCCUUUUGCAAUUUUCUUCAUAUUCGACUCUCUUGCACUCUUCAUAUCAUUAGCUGUCGUAGUGGUUCAAACAUCAAUCGUGGUUGUUGAAAGACGAGCCAAAAAGCAAAUGAUGGCGAUUAUCAACAAGCUAAUGUGGUUGGCUUGUGUAUUCGUCUCAGUAGCAUUUCUUGCACUGUCUUAUAUCGUUGUAGGUAAAGAGGAAAGAUGGAUGGCUAGUGCAGUAACUUUUAUGGGAACUUUUAUCAUGGCCGCGACACUAGGGACACUGUGUUAUUGGGUAGUUAUGCAUCGGAUUGAGUCUUCGAAUUUGAGAAGUCAACGCAGAUCAGCUAGGAGUAGCAAGUCGCUGUCACGGACCGUAUCUGUCAUGUCAGAAUCAGAGAUCCCUGAAGAUGAGUACAAGAAACUAUAUGCUAUAUAGUUCUUCCAGGCCUCGUAUCUAGUUGUUAGCCAAUGUAUAUUCUUGUGUUAUACAAGUUUUUGAUCCUCACACUUCAAGAUUCAAUGCAAUAGCUCUAGUUUUUUUGUAGUAUAUAUGAGCAAGAUAAUUGAAGUGUAGGAUUUUAGAAUUAUGAGCAUUUUACUGUACUGUUCCAAGUGAAAUACAGUGUAGUGAGCAAGAGUAGUCAAGUGUAAAAUUUUAUGCUCUUCUAGAAUCUUGAGCAUAAGUUCACGAGGUAGGGGUAAGACUGCGUACGUACCUUCCAUCCCAGACCUUACUUGUGAGAUUACGCUGGGUUAGUUGUUGUAAUAGAAUUUUGAGCAUCUUUCUGCUGUGUACAGAUAGUUGGUUUUCAA